This is a messenger RNA of Zootoca vivipara (common lizard), 4046 nucleotides long. RefSeq names its product amine sulfotransferase-like. The record is from RefSeq and is a predicted model, not a curated record. Gene Ontology annotation, molecular function: sulfotransferase activity. Lineage: Eukaryota; Metazoa; Chordata; Lepidosauria; Squamata; Lacertidae.
AAAACUGACUUGGUGCUCCUUGCAGAAUCCCCAACAGAUUCACCUGAUAAUUACACGGAAAUGUGACAGCUACCAAGUAAUGGUGAUUUCAUUUUUCCAGUCUUCAUGAAUCUCUCAGUUUCUGUUAUUUCCUAACUUUAGAGUUCUUCUACUAUGACUUUCCCUGUUGUUGUUUUUCCUUGUUCUAAUUAUGUACUGUAUAUUUAAGAGUGACAUAGUUGUAUUUCCAAUCUGGAGUGUAGAAACUUUUUCACAUGGAGGCCCCUAUUCCUAUCAAGGGAUGGAAUAUAUCUGGAAUUAUGGAUAUUUAUUUGACCACCACAAUGCACUUUCUUUCUGUCUGCCUCCUGGCCCAGGCACUAUUGGAGACUGGAAGAACACAAUGACAGUCACACAAAAUGAAAGGUUUGACAGCGUUUUUAAGGAGAGAAUGGAAAAGUUGCCCAUCAAGUUCUGCUGGGACAUCAAUGAUGAAUUAUGAGUCUGCCUUCAGCUUGGAAGGAGGAAAUAAAGUGGACUGCAUGCAUUUAAUCCAGGCCUAUUUAUAAGAUUCAGCAAAGAACUCUCAUGUGGCUUAAUGGCAUCCUAAUGUUCGAAUAUGUGCAAUAAUAUUUUUUUAAAACACCACAAUACAAUUACAUUUGUACUGUCCACUUCUUCUGUUUCUACAUUCCAGCAUGCCCUAAUUUCUGACUCCAUGUGCAAAAGUUAAAGAAUCCCAAACAAACUAUUGGGAUUAGUAAUUGUAUUUUAAUUUGGCAUUGUUAUAAUGAGGCUACCAUUGAAUUAUUGUGAUUGAAAAUUAAUAAAAAUUAUUGUCAAAAAAACCCAAACUAACUAACUACUGGUGACCCAGAUGGCAAUAUAAAUCAUCUGACUCAUUCACUUCAUCUCUCUUUUUAUUGUGGGUGGAAUUCAACUUCACACUCUUCCAAUUGUUCCAUCAAGGCAACAAUUUCAGUCUGCCAGAUGGCACAAUCCCCUGUAGGUAUGACGUGGAAUUGGGCUAGUGUGAAAGCCCUUCUUAGCUUGGGGUUUGUCAAAUCCCACAAAUAGUGGGCCAGGUAUCUAACUACCUUCACUUGGGGGAGCCACGUGGAGAGUUUAGCCACCUUAGAUUGUGCUAGAUUGAAAGCUUCAUCCCUAGCUAGAAUCCAGCUAUGAAUUUUGUCAUUCUCCCAUGAGAUCAGGGCAGCAAAGUCUGGGAGGGAGUAACGGUCACAAAUGGAUUCCAUGGCCUUAGGCCAGGUGCUGCUGCUGGUAAGGGUUGUGAAGGCUUGUUUAGCUAGCAGCGAGUUUUGAGUUUCUGCAAGGGAUUUAUAGUAGAUAAUUAUCCUGGCAUGGGCUUUUGCUACUAUAGAUGGUAGUCCCAAUUCUAGUCUCAAUUGGGCGGCCAUGGUCCCAUUAGGGAGGCCCAAGAUCUUUCUUGCCAGGAGAUUUUGCAGAGUCUCUAGUCGUUGGAGUACAUUCAUGUUCCAUCCCCAUAUUUCCACCCCGUAUAACAGCAUUGGGGGCAUUUUACUAAUGUAGAUCUUCCUGAUCGGCGCCACCAGUUGUCCACCAUUUCCGUAGAAAAUUUUUACUAAAGCACCAACGGUCUGGCGAGCAGCCAGAAUAAUUGUGUUUAAGUGGGCUGUCCAUGAUAAUCUAUGGUGGAAAGUGAUGCCCAGGUAUUUAAAAACUGAGCAUUGGUCGAUGGUGUGGCCCUCGAGGAUCCACGAUGGGUUUGGUUUUGUCUUGCCAAAAGGGACUAUUUUAGUUUUGGAAAAAUUGAUUGUUAGGAAGUUUUCUUCACAUUUGAAAUAAAAAACCCUGCAACUAUAAAAUAAAUUGCACUUUCACAAUCUCAGGGGUGCUGUAUAAAAAAAAACCCUGUGAUUUUGUGAGGGAAGAGCUGAGGUACAGGGAAGAGACAAAGUUGUGGAGCUGCCCAAGUCCAAGACAUUGAAAGAGGUUUGCAGGAUAGAUUUGGACAGUUUAAUAAGGAGAACACAGGAAGCCUUUUCUAUGCAAAGAUAUUCCUGAAAACAUUAGGUUUAGAUGAUAAACAAAAACAAAACGAGUCAUUCCUGCAUGUGGUAUUGUUUACUGGGAAAUAGCUUUCAUGGAAUUCUGACUAUAAUGACUGGGAACUAUCCAUCUUGAUGUGGACUCUGUAAGUCCUUCAAAAUCCUGAAGGGUGGUAAAGAUUGCUGCCAGGCUAUUGGAUCUGAAAGUUUAUUUUUGGGCUUGGGUAAUGUUUGAUCUCAGAUAAGCUGUGUGCAAAUGAAAAAGGUUUAUACUUUUCUUGGAUAGAUUUCUAAAACAACCAAUGCUAAUUAUUUAGUAAGUUUUAUUAAAACAAAUAGGGAUUAUUUUGGAGUUCAAGUUGGUGUUAUUGGGGUGUAACUCAGUGGCAUGUGUGUACAAAUAGACACCCACUGGUGAAUCUCAGGUCUCUCUCACCAUUUGAGCCCAUUUUCUACUAUUGGACCUAAGCAGACGUAAUGCUGCAAUUAUUUCUUAAAUGGACAAAGACCACUGUUGAUAUUGGCUGUUGCUUGUGCAAAGAAGCACGUUCUCCCCCUGUUUUACAUUAUCAGCCUCUGUGCACCCUUGUUUAUCUUUCCUUUCUUGCAUAACAUGCCAGGAAUGAUUUCCUAAAGAGGAACCAUUGGCUUAAUCCAACUCUUCUCAGCUGACAGAAUUCUAUAAAGCAGUUUCCUGGAGAGCUCUGAACUCCAAGCUGCAGAAGAGAUCUCUCUCUCCAUCUCCCCCACACUUUUUGACUCUAAAAACGAAAGGGAACUGUUCUCUUCUCUUGAUUCUUAUGCAGGCAAUGCAACCAGACGAGAACUACCUUUUCACAUACAAAGGAUUUUAUUUCCAGCCUGAUUUGACUUCAGUGGAGCACUUAGAUACCCUGGAUGAUUUUGAAAUAAGAGACAGUGAUGUAUUUUUAUUCACUUAUCCAAAGUCAGGCACAGUAUGGACUGAAAAUAUUUUGAGCUUGAUUUAUCAUGAAGGUCAUCGAAAUGGAAUGGAAAACUUGAACAUAUUAGACAGGUUUCUGUCUCUGGAGUACAAGAUCCGCAAUGUGGAUUACGUCAGUCAUCCAUCACCUCGUCUCUUUCUUUCCCAUCUACCCUACUAUUUAGUACCCAAGGGAUUAAAGAACAGAAGAGCAAAAGUUGUUUAUGUGGUCCGAAACCCAAAGGACGUCUUGGUUUCCUAUUACCAUUUCUCCAAAAUUUUUGUCACAUUGGGAAAGGUAGAAGUAGAAGAUUUUGGAAUUUUCAUGGAGAAGUUUUUGGCUGGAAAGGUAGUUGCAAGUUUAUGGCUGGACCAUGUGGAAGGCUGGUUCUCUCACAGGGAUGACUUCAAUAUUCUGUUUCUUACCUAUGAAGAAAUGAAGAAGGAUCUAAGAAGCUCUGUAUUGAAAUUAUGCAACUUCCUGGGAAAGAGACUGACGGAAAAGGAGGUGGAUGCUGUUGUGGAUCAGGCUACAUUUGAUAAAAUGAAAGCAGAUCCCAGGGCAAACUUUGAGUUCUUGCCACCGGAUAUGAUAGACCACAGCAAAGGACAUUUUCUUCGCAAAGGCACUAUUGGAGACUGGAAGAACAUGAUGACAGUCGGACAAAAUGAAAGGUUUGAGAGCGUUUUUAAGGAGAGAAUGGAAAAGUUGCCCAUCAAGUUCUGCUGGGACAUCAAUGAUGAAUUAUGAGUCUGCCUUCAGCUUGGAAGCAGGAAAUAAAGUGGACUGUAUGCAUUUAAUCCAGGCCUAUUUGUAAUAUUCAGCAAAAAACUCUCACGUGAUUUAAUGGCAUCCUAAUGUUCAAAUAUGUGCAAUAAUAUUUUUUAAAACACCACAAUACAGUUACAUUUGUACUGUCCACUUCUUCUAUUUCUACAUUCCAGCAUGCCCUAAUUUCUGACUCCAUGUGCAAAAGUCAAGGAAUCCCAAACAAACUAUUGGGAUUUGUAAUUGUAUUUUAAUUUGGCACUGUUAUACUGAAGCUACCAUUGGAUUAUUGUGAUCGAAAAUUAAUAAAAAUUAUUGUCAAAAA